Messenger RNA from Colius striatus (speckled mousebird), 3845 nucleotides. RefSeq names its product LARGE xylosyl- and glucuronyltransferase 2 (gene LARGE2). NCBI's taxonomy places the organism in Eukaryota, Metazoa, Chordata, Aves, Coliiformes, Coliidae. Gene Ontology annotation, biological process: protein O-linked glycosylation via mannose. The transcript is spliced from 16 exons. The coding region runs from base 405 to 2630 and encodes 741 amino acids. The record is from RefSeq and is a predicted model, not a curated record. Gene Ontology annotation, molecular function: xylosyltransferase activity; glucuronosyltransferase activity.
CCGAGCGCAGCCAAGCCGAGCCGAGCCCAGCCGAGCCGAGCGCAGCCGAGCCGAGCCCAGCCGAAGCCAGCCCAGCCGAGCCGAGCCGAGCCGAGCCGAGUGGAGCCGAGCCCAGCCGAGCUCCCGGUGGGCGGUGCGGGCGUUUAAAGGAGCGGCGGCGGCCGCGCAGAUGACAGCAAGCUCCACAACCCUCAAGUACAGCUGAGAUGUCUUCUCUGCCCUUCAAGUUGAGGAUCCCUGGUUAAAGGCCGGCCCUCACCGCCGCCACCAGGCCUUACCAGCUUCUCCAGCCGUGCCCGGGUACCCCUGCAGCAUUGGCAGCCUCCAAAGGCUCUAGGAUGCUGGGGCCAGCCGGGCAGGGGCUGCCCACCUGAUCCUCGCCGCCCGCGUCCCGCCGGCGCACCAUGCUGCGCUCCUGGCGCACGAAGCUCAAGCUGCUGCUCGCCACCGUGACCCUGGCUGUCCUCCUCUCCUGGCUCUACCUCUUCGUGGGCAGCCUCGAAUACGGCCGGUUCCUGCUGCCGCCGCCGUGCCUGGGCUCGCAGCCGGCGCGGGCGCUGGAGCGGGAGGCUCUGGCCUCGCGGGUGCGCAGGGUGGAGGAGGAGAACCAGCAGCUCCGCUCGCAGCUCGGGCAGGCUCCGGCUCCGGCGGAGGGCAACGAGGGCAGCCCGGCCUGGGGAGCCUCCGCCGAGGAUCGGGACCCUCCCCGGGGCGAGAGCGGCAACGGCACAGCCUGCCCCAGGCAGCGGCCCGUGCACAAGUGCGAGCUCCUGCACGUUGCGAUCGUCUGCGCCGGGCACAACGCCAGCCGGGAUGUGGUCACCUUGGUGAAAUCCAUCCUCUUCCACAGGAAAAAUCCCCUCCAUUUUCACUUUAUCACCGACUCAGUGGCCCAUCAGAUCCUCCAGACCCUCUUCCAGUCCUGGAUGGUGCCCUCUGUCCACGUCAGCUUCUACAACGCCGAUGACCUGAAGCCAGAGGUGUCGUGGAUCCCCAACAAGCACUACUCCGGCAUCUACGGGCUGAUGAAGCUGACCCUUACCAAGGCACUGCCCCCCAACCUCUCCAAGGUCAUCGUCCUGGACACCGACAUCACCUUCGCCACCGACAUCGCCGAGCUCUGGGCUGUCUUUGGGAAGUUCUCUGACAAGCAGGUGAUUGGGCUGGUGGAGAACCAAAGCGACUGGUAUUUGGGCAACCUGUGGAAAAACCACAAGCCGUGGCCAGCCCUGGGACGUGGCUUCAACACAGGGGUGAUCCUGCUCCUGCUCGACCGUCUGCGUCGCCUGGGCUGGGAGCAGAUGUGGCGGCUGACGGCAGAGCGGGAGCUCAUGAGCAUGCUCUCCACCUCACUGGCCGACCAGGACAUCUUUAACGCGGUGAUCAAGCAGAACCCGGCGCUGGUGUACCGGCUGCCCUGCUUCUGGAACGUGCAGCUCUCGGAUCACACCCGCUCCGAGCAGUGCUACACCGAGGUCUCGGAUCUCAAGGUCAUCCACUGGAACUCGCCCAAGAAGCUGCGGGUGAAGAACAAGCACGUGGAGUUCUUCCGCAACCUCUACCUGACCUUCCUGGAGUACGACGGGAACCUGCUGCGCAGGGAGCUCUUUGGCUGUGCCAGCGUGCCCAGCCCUCCCAGUGACCAGCUGCAGCAGGCGCUGGAGGAGUUGGACGAGGACGAUCCCUGCUACGAUUUCCGCCGGCAGCACCUCACGCAGCACCGCGUGCACCUCUUCUUCCUGCACUACGAGUUCCUGGCCCACCCCGAGCCCACCGACGUCACCCUCGUGGCCCAGCUCUCCAUGGACAGGCUGCAGAUGCUGGAGGCCAUAUGCAGGCACUGGGCUGGCCCCAUCAGCCUGGCUCUGUACCUGUCAGACGCGGAGGCUCAGCAGUUCCUGCGCUACGCCCAGGCCUCGGAGGUUCUGGGCGCCCGCCGCAACGUCGCCUACCACAUCGUGUACAGGGAGGGACAGUUCUACCCCAUCAACCUCCUGCGCAACGUGGCCCUGGCCAACGCACAGACACCCUACGUCUUCCUCACCGACAUCGACUUCCUGCCCAUGUAUGGCCUCUAUGAGUACCUCAGGAACUCCAUCCAGCAGCUGGAGCUGCCCCAGAGGAAGGCAGCUCUCAUCGUGCCGGCCUUUGAGACCCUGCACUACCGCCUCACCUUCCCCAAAUCCAAAGCAGAGCUGCUCUCCAUGCUGGACAUGGGCUCCCUCUAUACCUUCAGGUACCACGUGUGGCCCAAGGGCCAUGCCCCCACGGACUAUGCCCAGUGGCGCACGGCCACGGUGCCGUACCGCGUGGCCUGGCAGCCGGACUUCGAGCCUUACGUUGUAGUGAGGCGCGACUGCCCCCGCUACGACCAGCGCUUCGUGGGCUUCGGCUGGAACAAGGUGUCGCACAUCAUGGAGCUGGACGCGCAGGAGUACGAGCUGCUGGUGCUGCCCAACGCCUUCAUGAUCCACAUGCCCCACGCGCCCAGCUUCGACAUCUCCAAGUUCCGGCUGAGCGCGGCGUACCGGCGCUGCCUGCAGGCGCUGCGGGACGAGUUCCACCAGGACCUGUCGCGCCGCUACGGGGCGGCCGCCCUCAAGUACCUCACUGCCGACAGGAGCCCCUGACGCCCGGGCAGCUGCAGGAGGGAUGGAGCGAGGGCUCGGGGCCACAGCCCACAGCCAGCCUCCCCAGCCCGGCCCAGGGACGCCCGCAGAUGGCAGCACGGGCAGGGUCUGCGGGCGAAGCUGCUGCGGAGCGACCGAGUGGUUGUGCGGAGCAGCAAGCUUCCUGUGUCACAGGGGAGCCUCCCCGUGCCAGGGGCAGGGGGGAUGGGGCUCCUCCCUCCCCUGUUUUAGCAGGAGUGGAUUCUCAGCCUUCAUUAGCUCGCCUCAUCUCCUCCGGAGGCCUGUGAGCUGAACUUCUGCUCUGUGGGCCCGGGUCCCGAUGUCCUUCACACCCCUCUGGGGCUCUGCUGAGGGGGAGAUGAGGCUGAAGAGCAUGCAUUGUAAGCAUGCAUUGUAAGGAUGCAUUGUAAGGAUGCAUCCAUCCUUACAUGCAUUGUAAGGAUGGAUGAGGAGAGGCCGGCAGGGACCGGGAGCUGUGGUGACACGGUUGAAGCCUGGAUCGAGGCUGGCUGCCAACAGUGACAUCGUGUUACUCCUCAUCUGUAGGGGUGCAGAGUCUCUGGUACUGGUGGUGUGGGAGCCACCCAGAGCAGGAUGAUCUCCCAGGGCAGGCUGGGCUGUCUGCUGUCCCUGUGCCCUAGGGCUGGCAGCAGCCAUACCCAUGAGCAGCCCCAUUCUGGGGUUGGCACUCCUCUGCCAGGCUGCCAGCCAAUGCCAUGGCCAAACCAGCAGCUCCAUGGGCCAGCAUAUGCUUGGAGCCACUCCCGACAGGAGCCCAUUGUCCUCCUCCCCAGCCCUGGGCAGGGCAGCUGUGGCCAUCCAGGGCAUGCCCAUGCCAGGGGCACUGUCCCACUGCUGUCACACACUGGAGCACAGAGGAUGCGCUGCUUUCCUCACGCUAGUUAUUUCCUACUUUCCUCAUGAGAAUUAAAUGAUUAGGGCAGCUGGGCUUUGGGGUUCUUCCUUUUCUGGUUGGUUUCUUUUCAAUCCCUUCUUCCUCCUGGCUGAUGUUGCUGGUGGCCCUGGAGGCUCUUGGGGCCGGUUGCUGCUGCAGUCUCUGCCGUUCUUCCCCUGGCAAGACGAUUUCCGUCCGUGGUGGGAGCAGCUGGGAGGAGCCAGGCAGAGCGUGGGCUGUGGAACACAAGGGCACAAGCACCUCUUGCUUCAUUCUGUUUAAUUUAAUGUUUAAAUUAAAGCUUUUUUUAUUCUUUUUCA